This is a messenger RNA of Pomacea canaliculata, 3314 nucleotides long. Its product is annotated as ATP-binding cassette sub-family D member 4-like. The record is from RefSeq and is a predicted model, not a curated record. Gene Ontology annotation, biological process: long-chain fatty acid import into peroxisome; fatty acid beta-oxidation; peroxisome organization. Gene Ontology annotation, molecular function: ABC-type transporter activity; ATP binding; long-chain fatty acid transmembrane transporter activity. Gene Ontology annotation, cellular component: peroxisomal membrane. Lineage: Eukaryota; Metazoa; Mollusca; Gastropoda; Architaenioglossa; Ampullariidae. Bases 138 to 2030 code for a protein of 630 amino acids. The transcript is spliced from 17 exons.
CUAUAACAUUUCAUUACGAAGUCUUCAACAUGGCAUAUUUGUAUUCAAUUUUUUUUAUAGCCAGUAUUUCUCUUUAUCAUGAUACACAAACUGCGUAGCGAGCAGACGACGCGAAGCAGACCACGGCGUGGGCAGACAUGGUGCACACCGAUUUUCGCUUUGACCUGGUGUUCUUCAAGCGAUUUUAUAAAUUAUGUCGUCGUAUGUUCCCAACUUUCGGCAGCACAUCGGUGUUGAUGACAGUCUUUCUUUUACUUUUAUCUUUCCUAGAGCAAGUUGUAAUCUACAACGUUGGCCUAAUACCUAGCAAAUACUACAAAAUUCUUGGAGAAAAAGACCGUGCUGGUUUCACUUCAAGCACAAUCCUUUUUGUUUUCAUCAUUUUGUCAGAAGCUUUUCUCACCAGUGCCAUCGCCUAUGUUUCAUCGUUGCUCUAUGUAACAUGGCGGGAAGCAUUAUGCAGAGCACUUCAUAAAUCCUACUUUUCCAACUUAAUGUACUACUAUGUAAAUACUGUGGACAAGACAAUUGAUAAUCCCGAUCAGCGAAUUACUCAAGAUGUAGACAUCCUCACACAAACCUUCAGCAAGGUGUUUGUGCCGCUAUUAAUUUCCCCCUUUAAAAUUGGCUACUACAUGUAUCAGGCCUCUCAAGUAACUGGUUACCUGGGACCUGUAAGUGUCAUCAUCUUUUUCAUUGUUUUUACUACUUUAAAUAAGCUUCUGAUGAGCCCAGUUGUCCAGUAUUUUUUUCUGCAAGAGAAAAUGGAAGGUGACUUCAGAUUCAAGCAUAUGCAUUUACGGGUAAAUGCAGAAUCAGCUGCAUUUUAUCAUGCUGCUGCAAUUGAAGAGGACAAAACAAACACAAAGCUGCAUGAUCUUCUUGCCACCCAAAAAAAGCUCAUACGAUGGGAGUUUGUUCUGAAAUUUUGUAUAAGUUCUGCUGAUUACCUUGGUAGCAUUCUCAGUUACAUAGCUAUUGCUUUCCCAAUCUUUUAUGGCCAUUAUGAUGACCUGCCCCCAGCUGACAUGUCUUCACUUAUCAGUAAGAAUGCUUUUGUUUCCAUUUACCUCAUCAACUGUUUCACUACGCUUAUGGAUCAGGCUAGUUCUGUCACAGAUGUUGCUGGCACUGCACAUCGAAUUGGGCAGCUGUUUGAAGUGCUGGCAACACUGACUGAAGACCAGAAGGAACACAGGAAUUCUCUCUGCAGACCUUACUCUGAGUCCUUUCAAGAAGGCAGCAACUCUGUUCGUGAAAUGACAACAAGAUAUGCUUUUGAGAUGGAAGGGGUGACAUACGGACCACCCAAAUCAUCCAUUGUUUGCUGCCGGGGUCUGACACUACAGCUUAAGCCAAACAGCAACAUACUGGUGACAGGUGACAGUGGUUGUGGGAAAACAUCACUGAUUCGCAUAAUCAGUGGUCUCUGGAGGUCAUACCAAGGUUCAGUAAAUCUUGGUGCUGGGCGAAUACCACAGGAGAUAAUGUAUUUACCUCAGAAACCUUACCUGACUAACGGUUCUCUGUGGGAUCAGAUUGUUUUUCCUUCAUCAGAAACUGAAGUUAUUCCAGAUGACUACAAAAUAUAUCAGUAUCUCUCUGCUGUGGGACUUGACCCUCUUGUUGAACGAAUUGGUGGACUGGAUAAGGAUAUGGACUGGAACUGGCAUGAUGAAUUAUCACCUGGUGAGAUGCAAAGAUUGUCUUUUGUAAGACUGUUUUUCCACCAUCCACCUUUUGCAAUCCUCGAUGAGGCCACUAGUCAGGUAAGUGAAGACAUGGAAACAAUCCUUUACCAGACUUGUGCCGAUCUUCACAUCACCUUGCUGAGUGUAGGUCAUCGUAACAGCAUUAGGAGAUUUCACGACUUUGUUUUGCAUAUCAGCAAUGAUGGAGGCUGGACUUUUCAGCCAUUGUCUAAUGAUCAUGAUGGUAGCAGGCCAGAUGGUGGUGGUGGUGGUGAGGGUAGUCAAAGUGGCCAUAGGGAACAGAGAGAUGGAGCUAAAGGUGGUAGAAGAGCUGUCUGAUGAUGUGUGUGAAAGGAAGGAGACUGCAAUCAGAGAACUGAAGUUUGGGAUGCUCUGUUCAGAGUAUACAAUAAUUUACAUAAAAUGGAAAUUCACAGAUGCUCAUGUCAUAAGAUAUAUUUUUUAAUGAAGUGUGUAUUUGGAGAAAUGUACCAAACUUUCAAUAAGUGUAUCUGACAUUUAUAGAAUUCACAUUUCACAUUUAAAUGAGCGCUAAUUUUGUUUAUUUGAUGAUGAGCAAGUUAUUCAGAUCAAAAGACUCCAUAUAGAUGCUCUUGUGGAAGAGGUGCAACAAUAAUAAUUGUCAUGAUUAACAUUUACUUGCCAGUUUGUCCAAGAAGUACAUAUUUUACUUUGAUUUGAUAUUGACAUGUGAAAUCAGACAUUGUAGGAGGAGAUAUAUUAUGUUAGACAUGACGUUUGUAGGUUUUCGGAUCUUAAGAAUUGUUUUUAUACAUAAGAAGUGGGUCUUACCCAUGUACAUUUUUUCCAUACAAUCAUUUUAAAUGGACGGGUUUUAUUGCAUUUUUUUUGUUUUGCUUUUGAGAAAGCAUUUAAAACAGAUUAUAUAUAUAGCGUUUGAUCAGAGUUCAUUGCAUGAAUAGGCCAUAAAUUCCAGUCUUCACAUCUGUAAUAGCUGAUAAGUCAGAAACAAAAUCCCACAAACAUUAGCAGUGGUUACAGUGACCUCCUGCCACGUUUAUCUCAGCCAUUGCCUUUCUCAAAAAGGAUGAGGUUAGAUCAGAGUUUGGUGGCUGCCUUAUGCUAAUUGAACCCUUUAAAUUUCGCACUCCACAAAUUCACAUCACAGUUUCAUGCCACCUUCCCCCCACCCUCCCAACACAAGUUUUAUACAGACCCUAUUCAUAGUUUAACCUCUUAAGAUCAGAGGUCUGACAGCUGCCAUAAUAAAGGAGCAUCAAAACAUUUGACAACAUUGUACAUCUAAAUUGUACAUGAACUCUAAAAUAUUUCUGUUCUCUAAGACUAAUUUUUUACUGUUUUUUACGCCUUCUUUUGUUGCAACAUAUUUUAAAAAAUUAUUAACUGUCAUUGGCUUUGUGAAAUUAGUCUGCUUUUAAGACCAUGGAAUUACACAGUCUCCAUAUAAAAUUAGACAUGGUUAAGACCAUACACUUUUAAAAUGUUUUAUUAACAAUGUGAGUGAAGGAUGCUGUAAUACUUUUGUCAAGUGUAGGUCAUGAUGGAUGAUGAGAUGUGCAUACUUUUCCAUCGAUCAUAUUUAUUUUUGAUAAAUAAUAAAAUGACCAUUUCUUUCAUAAA